ACGAUAGAGGCAAACUAUGACCGCGUGUAUCCCAGCGAAGACGAUGACACCAAGGAUGUCGACGAUAACUGUGCGUUGAUGUACCUGAACGAGGCAACCCUGCUAAACAAUGUACGACUUCGCUACAAGCGCGACCAGAUAUACACGUACGUGGCUAACAUCCUCAUAGCCGUCAAUCCGUAUCGUGAGAUAAAGAACAUCUACUGCGUCGACACGAUCCGUCACUACAAGGGCAAGUCGAUCGGCGUCAUGCCCCCGCACGUGUUCGCCAUCGCGGACAAGGCAUACAGGGACAUGCGCAUGCUGAAAGAAAGCCAGUCUAUCAUCGUUUCGGGAGAGGUGGGCGCGGGAAAGACGGAGAGCACCAAGUACGUUCUACGCUACCUGACGCAGAACUGGGGUUCGCACGCUGGCCCGAUAGAAGAACGCAUACUGCAGGCCAAUCCUCUUCUGGAAGCCUUCGGAAACGCAAAGACGGUGCGCAACAACAACUCAAGCCGAUUCGGAAAGUUCGUGGAGAUCCACUUCUCGUCGCAGGGCGUCGUCGACGGCGGCUACAUCUCGCACUACCUCCUCGAGAAAUCGCGCAUCUGCGUUCAGAAUAGAGAGGAGCGAAACUACCACGUCUUCUACCAGAUGUGUGCCGGCGCCCCCGCGCAGAUGAAACAGCAACUACGCCUCGGCAGCCCCGACCAGUUCCACUACCUGCGUCAGGGCUGCCUUCGUGAUCCCGUGCUGGACGACGCUGCGGACUUCGGAGUGACGGAGGACGCAAUGCGGCAGCUGGGUUUCCGUGACGACGAGCGACGCAACAUCUACGCGAUCGUUGCCGGCGUGCUGCACCUCGGCAACGUCUCGUUCGAGGACGACGAACACAACUCGCGAGGUGGCAGCGUCGUGUCGAACGUGGGCAGCAACGCUCUAUCAUUGACGUCAGCGAUCUUCGGACUGGAGAACGAUGAGCUGAGAGAUGCUCUGACGGCCAGGGUAAUGCAGAGCAAGGGCGGAGUCAAGGGCACCGUCAUCAAGGUUCCGCUGAAGGUCUACGAGGCAAUGAACGCUCGCGACGCGCUCGCCAAGGCCAUCUACGCGAAGCUGUUUGAUUCCAUCGUGCGCAAGAUCAACGACUGCAUCCCGCUCAAGUCAUCGGCCAACUACAUAGGCGUGCUGGACAUAGCUGGGUUCGAGUACUUUCCGAUCAACUCGUUCGAGCAGUUCUGCAUCAACUACUGCAACGAGAAGCUGCAGCAGUUCUUUAACGAGCGCAUACUGAAGGACGAGCAACGGCUGUAUGAAUAUGAAGGACUAGGACUACGUCAAGUCAACUAUUCAGACAAUCAGGACUGCAUCGAUUUAAUUGAGGCGAAGGCGGUGGGAAUCUUCGACCUGCUGGAUGAGGAGAGCAAGCUGCCGCGACCGGACCCAGCCAACUUCACCGCCUCUGUACACCAGAAGUACCCGAACCACUUCCGCCUGUCGGUGCCGAGGAAGUCUCGUCUGAAGGAGCACAGGGAGUUGAGGACGGAGGAUGGCUUCCUCGUACGCCACUUCGCAGGAGCUGUCUGCUACCAGACCGCGCAGUUCAUCGAGAAGAACAAUGACGCACUCCACGCGUCGCUCGCGAUGCUCCUUGCCGAGGCGAACAACGCCUUCCUGCGCGCGCUGUUCACCGAAGGUUCCGCGAAGGCCGCCUCCUCUGCGGGCGGGGGAGGAGGAGACGGAGGUGUGCGCAAGGGGAAGCUGACCUUCAUCAGCAUCGGAAACAAGUUUCGCACGCAGCUCGGCAGCCUCAUGGAGAAACUACGCAGUACGGGCACCAGCUUCAUACGCUGCAUCAAGCCGAAUCAGAACAUGGUCGGACACAAGUUCGAAGGCGCGCAGAUUCUCAGCCAGCUGCAGUGCUCCGGUAUGGCUUCGGUGCCAGCCUCAUGGGUCAGGGAGGGCUAUCGUCCCGCGCACCAGUUGCUGAGGUCUACAGCAUGUACAAACCAGUAUCUCCAAGAAGCUCGCCACCUGCACCCACGCAUGUUCUGCAAGGUGGUCAAGGCUCUCUUCAAGGCGCUGUCGAAAAAAACCUUUUCCCCCCCGAAACGAAGGAGGACUUCCGAUUCGGACUCACGAAGGUGUUCUUCCGACCUGGAAAGUUUGCGGAAUCGACCAGGUGAUCGCUCCAUCGGAGCACCUGCCGUGCUCGUGAAGCGUGGAGCGUUGGCUCGUGCACUCGGCAGCUGCGAAGAAAGCUGCAGUACUGGCGCGUGGGCCGUCCUUCAACUACAGAAACACGUGAAAAGUUACCUGGCGCACGCAAAGAAGCACCAGCCCAGUUGCAAGCAGCGAUAUGUUUUUAGCAGCCGACACGAUAGCAUAGGCAGCAAGCAUCGAUACCGUGCAGCUGGCGACACGAAUAUGCAGAGGCAGCAACAUGAUACGUGCAGCUGCGACCACGAGAUCCGCGGCAUCAUGAAGGUGGCGAAUGAUCAAGGCGCGGCAGCCUGGGCGACUGUGAAGGCAAAUAUCGACGACGGCCAUGACGCGCGAGGAGAUCGACCGCGCAUACACGUCGCUCAUCGAGGCUCAGGACCGCCAGAUGGCAGCACUGAAGUGCCGACUCGGGCAGCAGAAGAUCGCCGAGGAGCAGGAGAGGCUGCGUCGAAUUGA
Molecule: messenger RNA, 2658 nt
Organism: Priapulus caudatus
Lineage: Eukaryota; Metazoa; Priapulida; Priapulimorpha; Priapulimorphida; Priapulidae
Product: unconventional myosin-VI-like
Biological process (GO): endocytosis; actin filament organization; vesicle transport along actin filament
Cellular component (GO): actin cytoskeleton; cytoplasm; endocytic vesicle
Molecular function (GO): ATP binding; actin filament binding; microfilament motor activity
Source: RefSeq, a predicted model, not a curated record